Molecule: messenger RNA, 2400 nt
Organism: Pelodiscus sinensis (Chinese soft-shelled turtle)
Lineage: Eukaryota; Metazoa; Chordata; Testudines; Trionychidae
Gene: TRMT9B
Product: tRNA methyltransferase 9B (putative)
Biological process (GO): tRNA wobble uridine modification; tRNA methylation
Cellular component (GO): cytoplasm; nucleus
Molecular function (GO): S-adenosylmethionine-dependent methyltransferase activity; tRNA (5-carboxymethyluridine(34)-5-O)-methyltransferase activity; tRNA binding
Source: RefSeq, a predicted model, not a curated record
UCUGACUCUAUGUGUCAAAAAUUUUAUAAAUGUUAACUUACAGAGGCAUGACUUGUGAAAUACUAUAAAAAUAUACAACUUACGGAACUACCAUUUAUAUUCUGCUUUAUAUGAUAUUUGUCUAUUAUGUCUUAUGCUGUAUUCAGGAUGGAACAUGAGGCUACCCAACUGGAAAAUCAGCAUGUACAUAGUGUAUAUAAAAGCACAGCCUCUUAUUUUCAUGACCUGCAGAGUAAAGCAUGGCCUCGUGUUCGUCAGUUUCUGUUGGAGCAAAAGCCUGGCAGUCUCAUUGCAGACAUAGGAUGUGGGACUGGAAAGUAUCUCAGUAUCAACAGUCAGGUGUUUAAUCUGGGAUGUGAUUAUUGUGAACCUUUGAUAAAGAUUGCAAGGAAGAAAGGCUGCGAAGUCUUGGUAUGUGACAACCUUAAUCUUCCCCUUAGGGAUCAGUGCAUCAAUGCAAUCAUCUCCAUUGGAGUGAUUCACCAUUUCUCAACUAAACAAAGAAGAAUCAAAGCAAUAAAAGAAAUGGCAAGGGUGUUGAAACCUGGUGGCCAGAUCAUGAUUUAUGUUUGGGCUAUGGAACAAAAAAAUCGUCGCUUUGAAAAACAAGAUGUAUUUGUUCCAUGGGAUAGGGACUUAUGCUCCCGGCUUCUUUCAGAAUCUAAUCAGUCUGGACAUAAAAGUGACCUUGGACAUAAUGAAAAGAAACACCCACAGCAACUAGAAGGCUCUGAAUGCAGCUACCCAAUAAAUCUUAAACAGGGACUUGAUACAAAAAGUUCCCACAGUACAGACCACUGCUCAGUCAAAACCUGCUGCAUGAAAAUGUCUGAAGAAGAGGAAAAUAGAUUCUAUAGUGCUCUUGGGAGAUCUUUUCGUUCAUGGUUUUUCUCCAGAUCCCUUGAUGAAUCAGCAUUAAGAAAGCAAACUGAGAAGGUAAAAACUCUGAAGAAUGGAGGAGGAUGGGUAAACAGUACUAUAUCUAUUCAACCAUCAAGACAUUGUAGUUUAGACUUAGGUCAUCAUGGGCCACUAUUAAAAGAACAAAGUUUAGAUGAUGAUGAAGUGUUCAUGGAAAAUGCAUCUCUCAAAAAACCACAAUGGAUGACAGCCUCAGGUGUAAUAAGGGAUUUAAAUAGAGAAUUUGAUGGAGUAGUUCAGAGCAAGAAUGAAGAAACAUCUUUUCUGAGUGGUCCUGUGAAAGACAGGGACUACAACUGUACUUCUAGUAAAGAUGAAGAUAAGUCUACCACUAGCAAACUCUUUCAAAGAACUUCAACAACUGACUCCACUGAUUCUAUUUUGGAUGAAGCAGUGGCUGUUGGGGACGAGGUUGUUGACAUAUUGGAUACAAAAGCCUUCAUGCGAUAUUAUCAUGUUUUUCGGGAAGGAGAGUUAAGCUGUCUAUUGGAAGAGAAUGUGCCUGAACUUCAUAUUAUUAGUUCUUGCUAUGAUCAUGGAAACUGGUGCAUUAUUGCAGAGAAAAUAGCCAAAUAACUGCUUACUAAGCAAAUCAAACAAAACUUUGAAAAUUAAGAACUUUGAACACUGCUCCUGGAAGGUGUUCUGUGGUAUUGUAAUUGUGCAGUAUAAAAUGGAAUUUGAGUCUCAUAUAGAUGUGUUACAUCCAUUUCUGAUUUUACUAUCUUUAAAUACUGUAUAUAAGAAUGCAAGAGGCAAAAAAUAAUACUUAUGUUUUAUUAAAGAUAGGCUUUUAAGAGUUUUUUAUUGCUUUUAGCAAAUGAUUCCGUAUUUAAAUGUACUUUUUUAUUGAAAAAUAAACAAAACAUUUUUAUAAGAUAAGGAUCAAGACAUCAUUAUGAGAAAUAUUUGCCCAGGAAAAAUUAAAGCUUGGUACAUCAAAUAUGUAAGCAUCUGUAUUAACUUUACUCAUUGGGGUCCUAAUUCAACUGUCCAUGAGUCUUUAGUAAGUAACUUAAGGACAUGCUUAACUUUAAACAUGUGCCUAAGUUCCAGUUUGGAUAUGUACUUUAAGGUAAGCACGAGUUUAAAAAUGUUGAAUUGGGGUCAUUGAAAUGGGCUACUCUAGGCUUAAAUGUUCGCAUGAUCAAGUCUUGAUUAUUCUGUGCUUAGCAUUCUGGAACAAAUGGGACCACUGUAUUUAAGAUUUUGGUCUUCAUUUUUUCUAUUAGAACAAUCUAAUUUAUGCCUCAGAACUAAGAGGCUGAGGCUCAGUCUUAUGUAUUCUCUGCCUCAAAUAUUUUAAUUUAUUUUCUAAAGUUUUAAAAGUUUUGCUUAUCUGUAAAUACAUUUCACUAAUUUUAAUAAUUGCUAUUUACAAAGAGUACAGAAAAUCAAGUGUAUUUGACUUGUACAUUUUUUGAGAGAAACAGGGGGAGCUCUGUGUAAAAUUAGUAUAAGUCUUAUGCCUCUCUGCUU